Messenger RNA from Panicum virgatum (switchgrass), 1085 nucleotides. RefSeq lists its product as uncharacterized. The transcript has 3 exons. The record is from RefSeq and is a predicted model, not a curated record. NCBI's taxonomy places the organism in Eukaryota, Viridiplantae, Streptophyta, Magnoliopsida, Poales, Poaceae. Bases 258 to 824 code for a protein of 188 amino acids.
AUUAUUAUGUGACGUGGUGUGGCCGUGUGGCCGUGUGGGUGGGUUUGGCAUUCGUUGUUGGCCUUGGCCCAAGCGGUUUGCACCUUGCACAGCUCCGCCGCUGCCCACGCACACGCACUGACCGGGCGCCGCCUCUUCCCUCUCUGCCCUGCUAGCUGCUACAUCCACGACGACCGUGGGAGGCGUUCCACACGGUGGCGCACCCUCGAGCCUCUCCUACCGGGCCACCGCACCCUCGACGUACGCAGGUCGGCGCGAUGCUGCGCAACUUCCCGCAGGCGCGGAGGCUCCUCAGGUGCGCGCCCUCCGUCCCCGUCGCCGGUUCCUCGGCUUGCCUACCUGCCUCGCCGUGCCCGCGGUUUCUCAUUCUUUCAUUCUACGCUGUGUUUGUUUGCGUGUGGGUGGGGGGUAGGCGGAUGGGCUUCGAGAAGGAGGACGCCUACUUCUGGAAGCAGAUGGGCAAGGCCUUGCUCUGCACUUACACUCUCUUUGGCGUCGCCUGGCUUUGGAACGAGACGUCGCCGCUCGGCUGGUGGACGCUCAAGCCACGCCCCAAGGAAGAAAAAGAAAUGGCACACCUUUAUGAGCGCAGGAAGUUCCCGUACCCUGGUGAUGAAGAGGCAGUUGAGGAGUUUAUAAAAAGCGGAGGUGCUCUUGGAACCACAAUUGGACCCAAGGGUUUCGCUGAUGCCAAUAUGGAUUCUGAAAAUAUGCAGAAGCAGUUGCAGUCUAAAAAAUUUGAGCAGGAAGCACAGAAGCUAUGGCUUCGUAUGAGGAAUGAGGUUAUACAGGAGCUCCAAGAGAAGGGAUUUGAUAUCGAAUGACUUUUAGAUCUGCAGUAUGUUCAGCGCUGAUAACCUUAAAGUUAAAACCAUGCUGUUGAAAUUGGAGAACUAUUUAUUGGGAACAUAAAAGUUUGUAGGAUCUGUCUUUUUCACUGUCUGGCACGUGCCAAGUGCUGCUUGAUUGUAUUAUAAAUACCCUGAUUUGUGAAGAACAGAUCUCAUUCGGACCUCCUUAACAUAUUGCCUGACGAUCAGGAAGUCGUUCUUCUGAAAAUUACUCAGAUUCUGAUGUUUAGUUGA